This is a messenger RNA of Morone saxatilis (striped sea-bass), 6884 nucleotides long. RefSeq names its product sema domain, immunoglobulin domain (Ig), transmembrane domain (TM) and short cytoplasmic domain, (semaphorin) 4Bb (gene sema4bb). NCBI's taxonomy places the organism in Eukaryota, Metazoa, Chordata, Actinopteri, Moronidae. Gene Ontology annotation, molecular function: semaphorin receptor binding; chemorepellent activity. The record is from RefSeq and is a predicted model, not a curated record. Gene Ontology annotation, biological process: negative regulation of axon extension involved in axon guidance; positive regulation of cell migration; negative chemotaxis.
CUGACUCCCUGCACACACGCGCACACACACACUUGCAUGCACACACACUCACACACAUGCACUCACAUACACGCACACUUCCACGCUUCCUCUCACACACUCUUACACAUACACUACCAGGGGGAUUCCUCCGCCACUGCAGCCUCUUCUCGCUCCACCUGGCUCCUGUCUUCUGCCGUGGGGGGAAAGCACGAUCCACAAUGACUUUUGCUAAACGGCCACUGGUCAGAGCCUAGUGCUGAUCCAUCGAAGAGCACUAUGAGUAGAUGACAACAAGCAGCCUUUAAUCCAGAAAGGAUUCCUCUUCUCUGUGCUACGAGUCUGCUAACUGUUUGUAAAGACCACUGGGAGUACAAGAAUCAAGCCAAGGACACGUUCACUCCCCCUCAGCCUGCAGGAAGAUGGGAGUGAAAAAAUAAAGCUCUGCGGAGUCAAGAGGAGCUUAAUGAAUACCAAGGAAUCUUAAAACAAACUGUGCAAUUGUGUAUGUCUGUGUGAGAGGAUCGGGCAACCAUGUGGACAUUAGCUACGACUGUCCACUAUCUUCUGGCUGCUGCACUGCUAUUGGCUUGCUGCCUCCAAUCACUGUUGGCCACUGAGGAUGAUGUCACACCUCGCAUCAGUUUCCCUUACAAUGCAAAGGAGAGGUCGGCCAAGAGAUUCUCUGUGGACGGCGUCUUCAAUUACACCUCUUUGCUGCUCAGCCAGGAGGACGACAUGCUGUACGUCGGAGCCAGGGAGGCGCUGUUCGCCCUCAGCCUCUCGGACAUCAGCAAAACCAAGCUGCAGAAGAACCUGACGUGGGGCACUCCUGCUGGAAAAAGAGAGGAAUGCAGCUUCAAAGGGAAGAACCUGGAGACUGAUUGCUUCAAUUACAUCAAAAUUCUCCUGCGGCUGAACAGCACUCAUCUCUAUGUGUGUGGCACCUAUGCCUUCAGUCCCAUUUGCGCCUACAUAAUCCUGUCUUUGUGGGGUCGGCUUACAUUGAGGAGAGUCAGCCAAUCGGCAACCCCGUGGGAGACGACGACAAGAUUUACUUCUUCUUUAGCGAGGCGGGAAAAGAAUUCGACUUCUUUGACAACACCAUUGUGUCGAGGAUUGCUCGCGUGUGUAAGGGUGAUAAAGGUGGUGAGCGGGUGCUGCAGAAGAAAUGGACCACCUUCCUGAAGGCCCAGCUCCUGUGCUCCCUCCCUGAUGACGGCUUCCCCUUUAACAUUAUCCAGGACAUGUUUGUCCUGAAGCCCAUGGGAGACAGCUGGGAGAGCACCGUCUUCUAUGGCGUCUUCACCUCCCAGUGGUAUAAAGGAGCAUCAGGCAGCUCAGCGGUGUGCGCUUUCACCAUGGCACAGGUGGAAAGAGCCUUCAGCGGGCGCUACCGAGAGGUCAACAGGGAGACACAGCAGUGGUACACCUACAACCACCCAGUGCCAGAACCACGGCCCGGGGCGUGCGUGACCAACCACGCCAGGCAAAUGGGUAUCCAGUCGUCCUUGCACAUGCCCGAUAAAGUGCUCAACUUUGUCAAGGACCAUUUCCUGAUGGACAGCGUGAUCCGCAGCGCUCCCCUGCUUCUGAAACGCAGUGUUCGCUACACACAGAUUGCUGUACACAAGAUCCAAGGCAUGGAGAGGGCGUAUGACGUGCUCUUUAUUGGAACAGAUGAUGGAAAGCUUCAUAAGGCCAUCAAUGCCAAUGAUAAAAUGCACAUCAUAGAGGAGAUGAUUCUGUUUCCUGAGCCUCAGCCUGUGCAGCACAUCGAACUGGAUCCUCAGCGGGGUCUGUUGUUUGUGUCAUCUAACUCGGGGCUGGUGGAGGUUCCUGUGGCCAACUGCUCCAACUACCUGAGCUGUGGAGAGUGUGUGUUGUCCAGAGACCCCUACUGCGCCUGGACUGGGCGGCUGUGUCGGGAUGUCAGGAUGGCUCCACCUGACAGUCACUGGCAGCAGGAUGUGGAGGAGGCCGAUACAUCAGCGAUUUGUAACAGGACGUUUCCCAGCACCAGAUCUGCCAGACCAGCAGCUUCUCGCUCCCAUUGCCAGCUCAUUACAAUCCCUGCCAACACAUUCAGGGUCCUGCCCUGUAAACUGCGCUCUAAUCUGGCACAGAGAAGGUGGCGUUACAGUGACAGCGCCAGCCAGUUCCUCUACGCUACUCCUAAGGGAAAUUUGGUGGUUGUGGCUCAGUCCGACAGGAUCGAGACCUAUGAGUGCUGGUCAGAAGAGGAAGGUUUCCGCCAGCUGUUGGCCAACUACUGUGUGAGGGCGGAGCCCCGCCAGGAAAGCACCACUCAGAUUGGUCACUCACGCACACCGCACAUCGAGCAAGAGGAGACCAUCAUCCUGCCUGGCGAGUCCCGUUCUGAGCAGGUACACACGAAGACGUAUUGGAACGAGCUGAUUGUUGUGUGCGCCCUGUUGGCGUUCUCCCUCGUGGUGUUCUCCUUGUUCGUCAUCUACAGAAACCGAGAUCAUAUGAAGUCCAUGCUGAAGCAGGGAGAGUGUCCUAACAUGCAGCAGAAGAAGCCGAGGAUAGUGGGAAAGCCUGCAGAGAGCUUACCCCUAAACGGUAACACCAUCCCUGUUUCCACUUCUGAUCACAAGGGCUACCAGACAUUAAAUGACAACUACAUCUGCAGCACACCCACCCACGAGUCCUCGCCAGACAACAGCAAGAGCUUCUCCGAGUCCUCCGACAGGCGGCCGCUUAACUUGAAGGAGAGCCACGUGGAGUACUCCCCAACCUGCCCUCGACCCAGAGUGAGGCUAGGCUCGGAGAUCAAAGACUCUAUUGUAUGAGAGCACAGUAUCCACUUAAAGAAUGUCACCCUGUAUCUCCAUGAAGGAUACAGGCCACCGAGCAAAGGAGAGGAGACCCCGACAUCCUUCUACAUCACAGCACAUCUUUUAUUUUAGUCAUCUUUGUACUGUGAUCAGUGCGGAGGUCAUUUCUUUUAACCAUUUCCACUCCGAAGCUAGAGGUUGGUCCGGUUUGCUGCAUAGGGCAGGAAGACGAAGCAGCACAACACUCCAGUUUCAACCAGGAUCACAAACCGUGGCAGCUGCUAAGGAUAGUUAUAACACAGUCUUUGUUUGAGUCGUUCUCAUGGCCACUAAUGUGCAUGAGUGUAGGGCUGGGCAAUAUGGGGAAGAAAAUAACAAAGUAAACAGAAGAUCUUCUUCUGAUAUCAGUAUUUAUCACAACAUCUCUUAAGGUAUUCAAGAUUCCAACAUUAAAUUAUCGUUUUGAUCUCCAUCACGUGGUAUAAUAGAAAAAAUAAACAAUUAAUAUUUAUGUUGCCCAGCCCUAUUUGAGGAUGUGUAAACAUGAUCUGCAGAAGAUGGCUGCCACAAAGUCUAAACUUCUGUAAUUAUGCACAUUAGAACCAAGCUACAGCUACAUGGUGUCCAAGAGUUCAGGUUUAGGAGAGUAUAAUCCAUGUGUUGCCUGUUCAUUAUGAUCCACACAUUAUGGAAGCAAGUCAGAAGCACAUUUGUUCCCUUUUGCUGAAAUAAAUGUUAUGACUGUAAAAUGAUAAAGAUGAUGAAAGAGGAGGCAGGAGAAUACGCCACACCUUAAAAGGUGAACAAUAGAGAGCCCUCUUAACAAACAGCAAUUAGAAGGACUGCGACAUAAGAUGAUGAAAAUGUUUUGAUCAUAAAUUGUUCUCCAGGGCCUAAAUACUGGCAUUCACCUCCUGAAUGUACGUUGUUGUUAUUGUUGUUCAAAGAAGGUCUGUUUCAUUCACACAUCACUGCACCAUGGACAAUUUAUGGAACCCGUUGCUCUGCAUCUCUGCUCAUCGGUGACAGCCCUGUUCUUCAGUGUUGACCUGGAGGGACCAUGAUGGGCUCAUAAAUUGACACAGAUAACCUGUUUUUUGAGGCAAAUAUGGAAAAGAGACCUGACAUUAAAACACAGAGAGCCAAGAAAAAAAAGCCGACGGCCACACCUCUACCAUGUUCAGGGCGGCACUGAAAUCAUCAUGUGCAUCGUGCCAAAAAAAACAGAAAUAACUUGAUUGUCUUCUCUAAAUGCAAUAGUGCCAUUCUGUUAUGACCACUCCCAUGCUUUGUGUUAGCAUUGAUCACUGUCGAAGAGCACAUGGUGACGGAACCAGAGUUGGGUUUCGAAAAAAGUAAAGCGGCACUAAUAAUAAAUAAAUGUGAAGUGCAAGGUUGGGAAUUUCUCUAAGACUGUUAGCUCAUAGCGAACAUUUCAGACUGUUGGGCAAAAUGAUUGACUUUAAUGUCAAAUCUGAACUGGGGCCAAAUGAUAUGGCAUGGAGAUUACUUCAUGUUAAAACUUGUCUUGUGGUUGUGAGAAAAUAUUCCGGUUUUCCUUCAGCUACCCUCAAAGGAGUCAUUUGCCUUGUUAGCAUACACUGAAACAUACAGGUACAACCAGUUUGACUAUAGAGCUUGACUAGCACUAACAGUACAAAGUGUUUGGUUAAUUAAAGUCACAGAACAACGAGUAAACAACUGUCACUGUAGUGAAGGGAUAAUAUUUAGUGGUCUCUUGCUGCACUAUGUAGUGAUGUAGUACACAAAGCGCUAUAUUAUAUAAUAUAAGAUCCCCCAACAAGUUACAUUUCAAACAUGGCAUUCACCACACUCAGUCAGAUGUCAAGGCGACGUUAAUGUGAAAGCACAAGUAAUCAGGGUCUUGAAUACUUACAGGUUUGCACAUGCCAGUAAAAUUGGAGCAACUUCUAAUAAAUGCAACUACUGAGAGACAGAAAGGUAUGGCUGCUAAGGACAAUGAUUUAUAGAAAUCAGUAAUUACAGGGACCAGUGCAGCCAUCACAAACACUCUUGCACCCACAUUGCUUAGAGACUUUUGAGACUUAACAAGCAGAAUUUUCCAAAGAUGUAGGAAGCCGAUAGUGUUGUGUAAAUCCGAACAAGAAACAUUUACACGGCCAUAGGGACAAUAUGGCACCACAUGUCUUAGAAUACAUAACCAGUUCACUGUAUUGAUCAAGUAAGCCUACAGUAUAUAUUCCAGUAUCAUACAAGAUAAACAUUUUUGCUAUUUCGAACACUGAGCGGAUGACGAAAUGCUAUGUAACUGCUACAAGUUGACAAAGUAAUUGCACAGCAUACUGCGCAGCAGUGGUCAGUGUUUUACUUUUUUCUUACGUUUUUGUUGUGUAUAUACAGUAUCUGUGCUUAAUAUUGUGUGUUUUUAAGGGACCUUGUGCAAGAUGUGUUGUAGAGAUAGUCUUGAAACUAGAGAGUGAACACUGCUGAUAUUUUGUUUUCAUAGUGCUUUACUGCCUACUUCAGCAUACAUUUCAACAGACUUGCACAGAAUACUGCACAUUUCUCACCACGCUGUUAGUUCAGCACCUGGGCUGGUUUUUAUCGAGCAUGUCAAAGCAGGAGAGGUCAUCUGUUUUUAUAUUCAUGCCAUACUGAAUCAAACAGGUAUGGAUGAAAUGGGCUAAUUCACUUUCUGGACGAGAGUUGGACAAUAAGAUCGAUACCGCUGUUAUGUCUGCAUGCUGAAUAUGAAGCCAGCACCAGUGGCCGUUUAACUUAGCUUAGCAUGAAGACUAGAAAUGGAGAAACAGCUUGCCUGGCUCUGGCCAAAGGUAACAAACCAGCAGUGACUCCAGGAAGUCACUGCCCUCCCCCUUAAAACCAUGACAGUGGUAUCAAUCUUUGCAUCUAACUCUCGACAAGAAAACAACACAUUUUAUUUCCCCACAGUUCUACCUGUUUCUUUAGCCUUGUUUGCUUACUUGCAAACUGAGACUGACAAAAUAAACCAGAGAUAACAUUUGCCAACAAAUAUGCAACAAGAAUAAUCAGAUUCUAAAAGCCGUGGUGAAGAACAAUGUUUGUCACCACAGCUUAUUUUCUAAAACCAUAAAACAGGUACCCUGCUUUGAGAUGCUUGGUGGAAAACCUCACAACAUAUUUUCCAAAUGCCUUUUAGAUAUAUUGUUCUGCCUUUAGCCAUGUGCCACAUCUUAUACCACCCAGCAGGGACCUCACCAACUGGAACGUGGUGAAUGGCCUGAUUGUAGCCCUCCGUGGGCACACUUAACUCCACGACACAACACGGGUCAACAGUAGAUUUACAGAUUCACCCAAGCCACCAUUAACUUUACCUGCAAACAGUAAGACUAGGAGCUGCUCAAAAUCUCGUACCAUUCUGCGGUGUUUGCUUGUGUCAAAAGUGAUACUGUGCGCAUAGGAAACAUCUUUCUGACCAGGCCAAUAUUUAACAGUAGUAAUCCUUCCUAAUCUCAUAUAGAACAGCUGAAGUUACAUCUGACCUUAAUAGUUAACAAUGCCAAAAAGGUCAAUACUGUGUCAUGAAUGCAUAUUUAUUAAUGACGUGCUUUUCAUCAAAAAGCAGAUACUACCAUGGUGAUUGAUGCUUCAUUUUGAGUGGCUCCUCAAUAAUGCAACAUACUGUACUGGACAUGAAUGUAGCCAACUAUAUCACAUUUUGUAGAAUAUCUACAGCAGUCUAUUUUCCUAAAACGGCUUAAGCAAUCCAUCGCAACAUCUUUUCAGGAUUUUGUUGAAAGGUAUAUACUACAAGUAAGCGGCACAAUAGACGUAAUGAAUCAUUUGUGCUGCACAGUGUAGUACUGCAGUAAGAUGCAAGCACAGCUUCAAAUCCUCCAUAUCAGCCAUGAGACACAGCAACAGCUUUGCCUCAGCAUACUAAACACCAUAAGCUUAUUUGACUGAAUAACUAUUAGACAAAUGUGGUCUUGCCUGCAUGAUUUCUUUUUUAUUUGUUGUGUACAAAUAACAUUGUGAACUGUAUUUUUUGUAUCAUUGAGAUUGUGACUGUUGUUUUUAUUAUAUUGUACAUAAAAGGCACUUUAUUUUAAUUUUUUAAGAUAAAUGAAUAAAAUACAU